Apis florea (little honeybee) is the source of this 2140-nucleotide messenger RNA. RefSeq lists its product as uncharacterized. Gene Ontology annotation, cellular component: nucleus. Lineage: Eukaryota; Metazoa; Arthropoda; Insecta; Hymenoptera; Apidae. Gene Ontology annotation, molecular function: DNA-binding transcription factor activity, RNA polymerase II-specific; ATP binding; RNA polymerase II cis-regulatory region sequence-specific DNA binding. Gene Ontology annotation, biological process: regulation of DNA-templated transcription. The record is from RefSeq and is a predicted model, not a curated record.
ACCGUCGACCGCGACUGACGUUCCUAUAGAUAUUUCUCAUUUCCAUCUUUUACGUCUACUUCGAUAUCCCGCGUUCAAUCGAUAGCAAGCGAAUAUUUAUCGAUCGUGUUUCUACACGGUAUCGAAUCUCGAUCGCGAAUAAAGUGAAAGUUUAUUUUCUAACCUGUCGUGCCAGAAAAUUCCAAGUAUUGACGCUCUUAUUCGACAACCUGUAGGAGUUUCCAACUGCCAAAACGUGUUUACAUCUUCGACAAGUGAUUAAAUUCAGAAUAAAUAGAUGCAUCGAUCUAACACAGUGACAUCUCGCGGACUAAAAGUGCAUUAGAAGAAGAGGAAUAGUUUCUGAUUGGACGUCAAUAUUGGAUAGUAUUGGAUAAUAUUGUCAUGGCGUUGGCGGGAAGCUAAUAGAGAGUAUAUCCGUCAUGGAAUACGACGACACUGAGCAUACUCUACAUGCUUAAGAAGAUAGGAUGAACGUGUUGGUAAGUAUCCUGGACAUCCGUCGUGUGAACCAGAAGCGGAGAAGCAGUCGUUGGAGAAGAAGUUGCUGGUAGCAGCCGUAGCAGAGGAAAGUCCGUGGAGUGUAGAGUGCAUCUCGAGGAGGCAAGUGAAAUCACGACGUCUUGUCCGGAGGGUACGUGCUUGGGCGACGAGGGGCGGCAACUGGCCGAUGGGAUGCAUCUACCGGUGGGUUCAGUGGGUUGCGGGGAGAAUUACGCCACCGUUGGAUCCCACGAAGGCGCCGGUCCGUGCGGCCCCUCACUGGCGCCUCUUCAGGGGGUAAACACCAGGUACCAGCAGGCCGACGACGCCGACGCCGGGGGAGGUGGUGGCGAAAUGAGCGAGGGUGCCGCCGUCGGCGAGCUUUGGUGGACCGAAAGACUCGUCGGCGAGGCACAAGCUGAACAUCCUGGUGAAUUGGUUCGAACAGGAUCACCAUAUUUUCUCUGCAGUCAAUUGCCAACACAUUGGAGAUCCAACAAGACGCUUCCAGUGGCGUUCAAAGUUGUCGCUCUGGGCGAAGUCGUGGAUGGAACAUUGGUGACAGUACGAGCGGGUAAUGAUGAAAACUGUUGCGCCGAGCUAAGGAAUUCCACUACGUUGAUGAAGAAUCAAGUAGCCAAAUUCAACGAUUUAAGGUUCGUCGGAAGAAGUGGUAGGGGGCAGACUCACAUCCCCGGACUGGCGCGAGUUCCCGCGCUACCCCGUGUCCCCGGCUUGACCCGAGGGACUUUCCCCGACGCGCCAAGCCCGUUCACCCCCUACCUCCGGGACUCGGAGCCGUACAGGAGGAAUAAGCACCACGUCGGGAACAACGUCACCGCGAAUUCGGUUAGCGGUGGCUGCACCAACCCCAACAACACCGAUCCGACCGCAUCGCCUGCUUCGAGCGGCCACCUCGGGGCCAACAGCGGCUCCUCGGCUCAUCAAGAUUGCUACAAGCACAGCCCCCAGCACGGCGAUACGGGUACAGCAGGGAGCGCGGAAUGGACUUAUCCGUCGGCGGCACCGUCUUAUCCUGCUCCCCCGGUAAGCAGCGGCGGCUCGUUCUCACCGAUUCCUGGAGGAGCGUUCUCGUAUCCGGGUGAGGCCCUCUCUCAUCACCCGACCACCGAGCCUGUACCAUUGCCAACUGUUCUGCCGUCGGACAGCCAACAGGACACGUACACGCCGAACUGCGUGUCGAUGUAUCCGACGAGCCACGGAAGCUCGUCGACCUCGUUGCCGUUGGUUCCGCGAAAUCGGGCGAGCCGGACAUUUUCGCGGGGGGCGGAGGGGCGGGGAGCGGGGGGAGCCCGGGCUACCACUACGGCUCGUGGACCCACUCGGGGCCGGCAACCCCGGUCCCGGUCGCCUCGCACAACUACAACCCGAAUUACCAGGGCUACUACAACAACCCGAGCCAGAACUACAUCAGCCCGGCGCCCAUGGUCCUCUACCCGCAGUUGUACAGCACGGUGAACCAGAACCAGAUCCACCUGCACCUUCACGGGGACCUGAGCGAGGAACAGGUGACCAUUGCCGGCAGCAAUCUGACCAUAAGCAGCAACAGGCUGGAGAUCGGCGUGAUGGGCGAGGAGAACGAGCAGAGGAACGACGUUUGGAGACCUUAUUGAGCCCCGAUCAAUGAUCUUUGCCG